This is a messenger RNA of Rhodamnia argentea, 2233 nucleotides long. RefSeq names its product mitogen-activated protein kinase kinase kinase 5-like. Lineage: Eukaryota; Viridiplantae; Streptophyta; Magnoliopsida; Myrtales; Myrtaceae. The record is from RefSeq and is a predicted model, not a curated record. The transcript has 12 exons. Gene Ontology annotation, biological process: protein phosphorylation. Bases 350 to 2035 code for a protein of 561 amino acids. Gene Ontology annotation, molecular function: ATP binding; protein kinase activity.
GCUCUGUCCUCGUGUUGACAAUGGCGGCUCUUUCGAUUUCUUUACUAGUCCGUUCGAAUCACCAGUUCAAAAGACAAGUGUUUGAUAUUUAGCUGUCGAAAGCGAACAUGGAGAAAUCGCUCCUCAUCCACCUCAGCUUCUACUUGAUUUGUUGACCAAGCAAUCACCACUAAUUUCCGUCUUCAAAAGUAAACGGAGGACGAGGAAGACGAAACCAGCGAGGCGAUUCCCAUGGCCGCGUGAGCCCUUGCUUGCUCUCUCCCGCGCGCGCCGGUUCUUUUGGUUGCUCUUCUGGGUGUUGUCUCCUGCUGUCGGUUGGUCGUUUUGGAACCGCACGCGCGCUUCGCAGAUGAACCGUUGCGCUCGUUCGUCCUUCGGCAACGCGUCCCCGUCCGGUUCUCCGGCGAGCCGCGACGGCCGAGGGCCGUCGGUCAUGCAGAGGCGGCUCACGAGGCAGAGGAAGCUCCGGUAUGCGACGGACGACGAGAUCGGGUUGGUCCAGGUGGGCGGCCUGUCGCGGUCGAUGCCGGUUUCGCCCCAGUCAACGCCGAACACGCGGUCGCCUGGGAGGUCGGAAAGCUGGUGGUCGACGGCGGUGCCUCAACCGCUGCCGUUGCCCGAGAUGGCUUCUUCGUGGGUAGCGCCGGAUAGAACUGGAUUGACCGAGGAAGGAUCCGCCUCCGAGGUAGGGAGGAAGAACAAUGGGCAUGUGUCCCCAAAAUCAGCUAAACCUUCAACAUACUCCAAAACGGUUUUUCUGCAAGACUUGAGUUUGGACAAUCACAACUUGCGGAUCAAUAUACCAGCCAGGAGCGCUCCAGCUAGUAGUCUGUCAAGCCCUCAUCUUAGCCCCCAGAAUCCGGCUACUGGGUACUUUUCCUGUAAAUCAACGGUUCCAGACGGUUGGUCUACUUUGAAAGGCCAAACUCCAACCUUACCAAAAUCUUUGGGUCAUCUUUCUCCACUUCAAAGCCCGACUUCAAGCACUCCCAGCCCGAACCGCAAAAGUCCUCGUUGUACUGCAUCGUGGUAUCAACACAAAUCUCUUUCCGAGACUUGCAUAGCUCAGCUUAAUGCCCAUCCAUUACCUCUUCCCCCUUCAACGUCAAAUAUCAGCCAUGCCGCAGAAAGGCAAAACUUGGCAUCCGUGACUGGUCAGUGGCAGAAAGGGAAACUUAUUGGACGUGGUACAUUUGGGAGCGUUUAUGUUGCAACCAACAGAGAAACAGGAGCUUUAUGUGCAAUGAAAGAAGUUGACCUAAUAAUGGAUGACCCAAAAUCUAUUGAAUGUGUGAAGCAGCUGGAGCAGGAAAUCAGAGUUCUUAGACAAUUCAAGCAUCCGAAUAUCGUGCAAUAUUAUGGUAGUGAAAUUGUUGAUGAUCACUUCUACAUAUAUUUGGAGUAUGUCCAUCCGGGAUCAAUUAACAAAUAUGUCCGUGAACAUUGUGGAACUAUGACUGAAUCAGUUGUUCGCAAUUUCACCCGUCACAUUUUAUCUGGGCUUGCUUAUUUACACAACAAACGCACAAUUCACAGGGAUAUAAAAGGGGCAAAUUUACUUGUUGAUGCCACUGGUGUAGUCAAGCUUGCUGAUUUUGGGAUGGCAAAACAUCUCACAGGACAGGUUUCCAUUCUCUCUCUGAAGGGUAGUCCUUAUUGGAUGGCUCCGGAGGUCCUGCAGGGAUCUAUGACAAAGAAGAAGACGAGUCCUGAGGUUGCUUUUGCAGUUGAUAUAUGGAGCGUUGGUUGUACCAUCGUUGAAAUGCUGAACGGAGUGCCUCCUUGGGGUGAACUAGAAGGGCCUCAAGCGAUGUUCAAAGUUUUGUAUCGAAGCCCUCCCAUACCAGAGAAGCUGUCGUCAAUAGGAAAGGAUUUCCUACAGCGUUGCUUCCAAAGAAAUCCCGCGCAUAGACCUUCAGCUAAGGAGCUGCUACAGCAUCCUUUCUUGAGAAACUCUUGCGAUCAAACCGGUUCGAGCUUUAGACCACCUUGCGAACUCAAAGGGAUGGGUAAAUCACUUCAGGCGCGAAGAUGACAAACGACCCCUUGGUAUGCAAAUGAGGAGUGCUUCUUUGAGAUACUCCCGGGUACAUGUUGUAAUGCAGUUAAAUCUGCACCGCGACCUUUUCUACUUGUGUCUUACAUAAAGAGUUGCCCUAUUCCUCUUGUACCGUGGCUUCAUUCUCAUCCAUUCUUUUGGUAGCUAACCCGGUUCAGCAACUAACGGAAAAAA